UUUCCCAUUCUUCUUGUUUGUCGGCCGGUCAGCCCUUCACCCCUUCCCUUCCCUUCCUCGAUCGAUGGUUCUUUUCGUUUUGUUUGUUCAAUUUUUCCUAUCUGCUUCCUGAUCUCGAGUGGAUGGCAGCAACAAAUUCAAGCAGUGCCUCGUGCUACUGUCCAAUGAGUAAAUCCACUAGCUGCACUAGAGUUGAUGUGUUUCCGAAUGUGACAUCUGAAAUGCUUUGUGAGAUGAGGAGGGAAGUUGCAAGGUGCCAAGAACUAGUGGAAAGAGGGAAGACACGUACUGUGUCUUUGCCUACUGCUCCUCCUUCAGUUUCAGGCAGUAAUAGUAAGAACAAGAGGGGGCCUGCUUCGGCAAUUUGUUAUGUACUACCGUACUAGAACCUUUGUUUCCUGCUAUUUGCCUAUGUUGGACUUGUGUUUGUUGCUGUGAACUUGUUGUAUGCAUCAGUAUUUAUCUAUAUUGUGCAAAUUUCGAUUCAACAUAUAUGGAGCAAUACCUGGGGUUUUUGAUCCAGCGUGCCGGUUCAUAUUUGAUUUCCACGCAUUUGUAAUCUGCUACCGUGAUUGGAUUCUUCAAAUGUCCGUGUGGAUGUCAUUUGGCCAUGCUUGGUGGGCUUGGUUAGUCUACUGAUGGCUGGCUGUGCACGCAAUGUUGCUGGUGAGUCAGCUAUAUUCUACUGCAUGCUGAAUCACCAAGAUGGCUGGAUAUAUGUCAAGAGGGCCCCCAAACAGUUCAGUUUAUGUGUGCAACCUGCCUCCUGGAACUGAUGAGACUAUGCUGGCUGAAUAUUUUGGCACCAUAGGGUUGCUAAAGAAGGACAAAAGGACUGGGCGUCCAAAAAUUUGGAUAUAUAGAGACAAGGUUACCAAUGAACCAAAGGGUGAUGCAACAGUUACCUAUGAGGACCCACAUGCUGCUUCAGCUGCUGUGGACUGGUUCAAUAACAAAGAUUUCCAUGGAAGUAUUAUCCAAGUUCACAUAGCUGAGUCAAAAAGUAAAGAUACAUUCGAUAGCUCCACGAACUUGGCCAUCACUGCUGACUUAGGUAGACAAGACUUGGAUAAUGGGGUUGGCAGAGGUAGAGGAUCCGGUGAUGGUCCAGGAAAGGCUUGGCAGCAAGAUGGGGAUUGGAUGUGUCCAAAUACCAGCUGUGGCAAUGUAAACUUUGCCUUUCGUGGUGUUUGUAAUCGUUGUGGAGCUGCUCGCCCUGCUGGUGUUGGUGGAGCUACUGGUGGUGGUGUUGGCAGGGGUAGAGGUCGUGGUAGCACUGAUGCAAGAGGAAGCAGCCGUGCUGGCGCUGCUGCUGCUGUUGGUGGUCCACCUGGAUUGUUUGGUCCAAAUGACUGGACAUGUCCAAUGUGUGGCAACAUAAAUUGGGCUAAGCGGCCAAAAUGUAACAUAUGUAACACUUCCAAGCCUGGUACGAAUGAAGGCGGUGUAAGGGGUGGCCGUGGUGGUGGGUACAAAGAGCUUGAUGAAGAAGAACUAGAGGAAGUUAAAAAGCGUCGGAAAGAGGCUGAGGAGGAUGAUGGAGAGAUAUAUGAUGAGUUUGGCAACCUCAAAAAGAAAUUCCGUGCUAAAGCACAGCAUACUGAAAGUGCACAGACUCUUCCUGGAUCCGGACGUGCUGGAUGGGAAGUUGAGCAGCGAGGUUCCAGUGAAAGGGAAGGCAGGGAGAGGAGCAGGGAUCGUGGUAGGGACGACUAUGACAGAGGUGAUCAUGGAAGGGAGCGGCUCCGCAGCCGGAGCAGAGACCGCGAUAGGGAAAGAGGGAGGGACAGGGGAAGAGACCAUCACCAUGAGAGUCGGGACUGUGACCGUCAUCGCCGCCACAGGUGAAGAGAGAAAUGCUAGGGCUUAUAUGUUUCUCCCUUGAGGCCGUGACCGUGACCGUGAUUGCCAAUUUUUGUAGCCGUGGUACCUGUGGUAUUGUCUUAUAGUUGCUCUAUGCUAUUUGCUGCACGCACGCAGCCGCUAGUCCGAUAACUUGCUGUUUGUAAAAUGAGCAUGGCAUUCUUCCUUCUUUUUUUUUUACAAAACCAGUUUGACAUUGACCGGGCCAAUGUUGGACCAAGGUUGAGCUCUA
Setaria italica (foxtail millet) is the source of this 2095-nucleotide messenger RNA. Its product is annotated as transcription initiation factor TFIID subunit 15. Lineage: Eukaryota; Viridiplantae; Streptophyta; Magnoliopsida; Poales; Poaceae. The transcript has 9 exons. The record is from RefSeq and is a predicted model, not a curated record. The coding region runs from base 706 to 1848 and encodes 380 amino acids. Gene Ontology annotation, molecular function: RNA binding.